AUGGACCCAACUCUGCAGUCUCACCAGCUCCACCAGCUGGGCCAGCCUCAGUCUCAAAUGGUGUCUCAGUUCCAGCAGCCACAUCUGCAGCAGCAUCUGCAGCAGCAUCUGCAGCAGCUUCAACAGCAGCAACAGCAGCAACAACACCAACAACAGCAGCAGCUCGACUCGGCCACUCCUCAGGAUGUCCUCGUUGAGGCGCGCAAGAACCUGCAGGUCCUGAUCGACUCGGGUCUGUCCAAGGAUCUGCUCCAUCAAUGGGUUGACGACGAUACCUUUUCUCUCCAGCUCUCAUUCCCCGGCCAGGCUCAGCCGUCCGCACCUACAUCCACUCCUCCGGCCUCUACCGCCACUCCCAUCCCCUCGCCGCUGCUGUCUCACCCCGUUUCUGUCUCGCCCACACAUCAGCUGCAGUCUCCCCAGGCUUCAGCUCUCGCUCCUCCUCUCCAUUCCACGACUCCGCAGAGCCAGAAUGCUACUCCGCCCGUUUCCGCCGCCGUCCACAGCUCUCCCGUCGCAUCUCUGUCGGCCUCAUCUGCCGCUACUUCUCCCAUUCCCGUCUCCAGCUCUGGCACUAUUGCCAGCUCGACAUCGCCCGGCGCGCCUCCUUCUAUCGCAAUAAUCAAAACAGAGCCCUCGUCCUUCGCUGACGAUGUGUCGAGGGCCUGGGCUGCUGCAGCCGUCCUGCCGCAAGCCCCGACUUCCAUGUCCGGAGCCCCUCAGGGCCAGGCAUCGCGGGUGGCUCCGGCAGGCGGCAUCGUCAAGUCUGAUGCCUCGACCUUCAUCUCGCCGUCGAUGCAGUAUCUUCACCACCGUCCUCGCAUCUCCGUCUCCUCAACCAGCUCUGGAUCUUCUGGCCAUGCUUCUGUGUGGUCAGUCAACUCGGCGCGGUCGUCCAUGUCCUGGGCAUCGGCUUCGUCUUCGCGCACUCAGGGGUCGCUUCCCAUGACUCCCGCCUCUUCCUCCGCCAACAAGACCAACAUUUACUGGUGUACCUCGUGCGAGACCAGCUUCAAGCGCAAGUAUGACUGGAAGCGCCACGAGGACGAGUUCCACGAGCGUUGGAGAAAAUACCCUUGCCCCGAGCCAGGCUGCAACCGCAGCUUCUGGGGCUCCAACUCGUUUAACCAGCACCACAAGCAGUGCCACGGCUGCAAGACCUGCCCUCACGCAGAAAAGGUGGUCAAGUUCCUCCGCAAGCGCAAGUACUGGGCCUGCGGCUUCUGCUCUGCUCUUCACCCUGCGCGCGAGCGACACGUUGAGCAUGUGGCUCGGCAUUUUGAGUCUGGCUUGGGCAAGGCUGAGUGGAUGCACUCAAGAGUCAUCUACGGUCUCCUGCAUCAGCCGCUUAUCCACGGCGCUUGGGAUGCUCUUGUGACGGCUAAGCAAGCUGAGUUUGGCGGACGCCGCCCUCAGUUCAGUUGGCACCCGAGCAAGACGGGGCGUGCUCAGGGAUUCCUGGAGAAGGAGAAUCCCGGCCAGCUCCAGGACCUGCUCGAGUUCUUCUCUGGCGAUGAAGGCGAGGCCCAAUGGAUCGUCAGCGUUGCCUUUGACCUGUCCGAUAUGGCCUUUGCGAGCGCUCAAACCCCAGCUCCAGCCCCUUCACCGCAGCCACAGUUUGCGCCCAAUGCGAUGGCUCCUCCCUCCGGCUUUCCGCAACAGCAGCAGCAGCAGGAUAGGCGCAUAUCUUUUGCACCAUUGCCCUCGCAAGCACCGCAGCAGAUGCUUGCGUCUCCCGCCUCUGCCACUUCGAAUCCUUUUGGCACAUCUCCCUAUCGAGCCUCGGCGGCCUUUGUUCCCUCCCAGGCUUUCCCUUCCUCAGUGCAACAGCAGCACUCGCCCAACCUAUCAACACCUUCUCCCAUGAACACUUCGCAGACUCAGCUUGACAAGCGGGAGCUACCACCUAUUCCUCAGGGUCACACCCCAUCCCUGACAGACGGCAUGAUGGACUUUGAAUAUUCUCCCGCUCCCGUCAUCUUUGAGGACUGGGAGAGCAUUGCGAGCUCAACCUUUCUAGACACAUCGGCACACCAUCAACAGCAAUCCAAUCAGGGCGGUGACUGGGGAAUAUCCCAGUUUUAUGGCAAUCCGAAUGUGAAUUGAUGAAAAGCGAAACCAAU
This is a messenger RNA of Trichoderma virens Gv29-8, 2123 nucleotides long. RefSeq lists its product as uncharacterized. Gene Ontology annotation, cellular component: chromatin. NCBI's taxonomy places the organism in Eukaryota, Fungi, Ascomycota, Sordariomycetes, Hypocreales, Hypocreaceae. Bases 1 to 2106 code for a protein of 701 amino acids. Gene Ontology annotation, molecular function: RNA polymerase II cis-regulatory region sequence-specific DNA binding; DNA-binding transcription factor activity, RNA polymerase II-specific. The record is from RefSeq and is a predicted model, not a curated record. Gene Ontology annotation, biological process: regulation of transcription by RNA polymerase II. The transcript has a single exon.